AAAAAAGACCCGACGUGAACGACGUCGUGCAUGUCGCUCUCGAGAUCUCCGGGAUUUUUCUCUUUGUAUUUUUUUGUGCACGCUGUAUUCUGAGUGCUACUGCUACAUGCUAGCGUUUAUCCACUCCGCGAUCCGUGCUAACUUCGUUUUGGACUGGAAGUACAUUUUGUCGAGCGGUAGGCCUACGCGGCAUCAGUGUGUGCUGACUACUGAAUCUUCACGUUACUAGUAUGCACUUGAACUUGAAGACCAUAGAAGCAUAGUGACCAGUAUGGAGAGCCGAAGUGGCAGUACUAUCGCUACUCGUCGGAGCAGACGCAAUGCUGCCGCUCAGCAGGCUCUACUGGCCGCUGCAGCCGGGUGUAGUAGUGUUGCGGCUGACAAUGUGUUCUUCGGAUCAUCCAGUGGCAGUCACCAUCGCGAUCACACAGACAGCACACUACUAGGUUCUGCGACAACUAUUACUUCGGAGCAACGGCAGCAGCAGCGGACGGCGGCUGAGUCGAAGGUGGACCUGCAAGCUGCGUCACGGCAGCGACAUCCUGACUGUUCUGAAGAGGCUCCGGGGGACAGCUGCGAGCCAGCGUCGUCCAUGGAGAAACCAGUGAACGGGAGCAUGGCGGCAGCGUCAGCAAGACAAACCGCUUUAUACCAGGAUGCAAUCGAGCUAACAGCUCUCUACAACACACAGUUGAGUGGUGAGCGCAAAACAUCGUUCUGGGACUCGCAUACGAAGACGCUUCACUCGAAGUGCAACUUAUGGAUGCGCCGGCAUGAACGAAUGCAAACCAACGUGUCUGGCCGCGUCUAUUACUAUCCCGAGAGGAGACGAUGGCGUGUGUCGAAGGGAAAGAAGCCCAUCAUCGGUCGACGACCGGCUUCAGAUGACCAGGCAGAGGAAGACGUGGAUGGUGACUCUGAUAGGGUCCAUUCGACAAGGUCCUCGAGGGUCAGAGCUCGACCAGGAUAUGCCAGUUUGUUCUUCAGCUCGUCAAGCGAAUCAGAGAAUGAUGACAGGGGGAAUCUAUCCGAACCAGAGUAUCAGGAACCUGGCAGCAAUGACAGCGAUGCCGAGGACUUCAACCAGCGGCCGCAGUCGGCAAGAAAGAGAUCGCUUCAGGUGGUUGAAAAGCCAGCAUCACCGUUGCCUCCGGUAACUGGAGCCACUUGUUUUGUAUGCGACAGAACAUUUCGAGGUGCACACGGACUCCGUCAGCACUUUGUACACAAUCCCCCGCACGGUGUACAGCAUGCCAAGCUAGCCAAGGAGGCUAAAGAGGCAUCAGCGGCCUCGGCGGCUACAUCUGCCGCGGCAGAGACUGCAGCAGCACCAGCAAACCCGCCCACAACCACUGCGUCGCCCUCGACAUCGACGUCAUCAACACCAACAGCUACAUCAAGCACUGGGGCAAAUGCUGGGCGGCGGUUUUCAGCUCGUGUUGCUCCGAAAGCAACAUCACGUCCCCAAUCUCCAAGUGGCGGCUCUCCCACAAGGCAAAAAAUUAUCAAGCGCCUCAAAACGGAUCCACGUGAAGGGGCGGUGGCGAGUCCCAAUGAUUAUUGUGACUUUUGCCUCGGAGAUGAGCAAGACAAUAAGAAAACUGGCGCUCCUGAGCCACUCAUCUCCUGCUCAGAUUGUGGAAGAUCCGGCCAUCCAAGUUGCUUACAGUUCACCGCCUUGCUUACGUCCAAUGUUGCUCAGUACCACUGGCAGUGCAUCGAGUGCAAGUCCUGCGGUGUAUGUGGAACAUCAGACAAUGAUGACGAGUUACUAUUUUGUGAUGACUGCGAUCGUGGCUAUCAUAUGUACUGCUUGAAACCACCGAUAACGUCGCCACCAGAGGGUCGGUGGGUCUGCAUCCUCUGCUCCGAGCGGGAGGCAGCAAGCGCGCAGCAGUAGUCCUGGACUACACCAGUGACUCUGCAGGUUGUUGGUGGUGCAGCACUGAGGUAUAACACAUUGACACUAGCUACCAGCUAAGUUCGAUGUUCUGCUACUUGUCUACUGCGUAUGUUGCUAAGCACGCACCGUGGUGACUUGCUCACAGCUCGGAUGAACAGGUGCUUUGUCAGUGCUGUGCCUGCUACCACUGUGCCAGUGGACAGCCAGUUGAUUAUAACUGCUUUGUCAGUGCUGUGCCUGCUAUCACUGUACCAGUGGACAGCCAGCCUUGAUUAUAACUGACUUCCUAUUACAUGCAUGUAGCCAAUGAGUCUGACAAAGCAUGGCCACUCGACUAGGUCCCGUGUGUGGUGCUAGGGCGUAUUUCAUCUUCUACUUUAGUCCUUCGUGGUGCAGCUACUGUACCCAUUGUUGGUAUUGCCGUCAGAUUACGUGUUGAUCUACACCUGUGUGUCGUUGUAGUUCGUAAGUGUUACUUGGGUCUUGUUGUACACAGUGUUGGUUGGACAUACACUGUAGAUAGCUUGUGCAGACGUUGUGUACUUCUCCACAUGAAUGAUUCUGGAUUAUCCUAUCUCCUGUUCUGGCAUUUGCCAACUUACACUGUAUUAAAUCCUCACCAAGCACAGGCCUAUGAAUAUUCUGAUUCCUACCUAUCCGGCAUAGGAUCAACAUUACUUGUAUACAAAAACAUUCUCCGUAUGAAAA
This is a messenger RNA of Sycon ciliatum, 2611 nucleotides long. Its product is annotated as zinc finger protein ubi-d4-like. Gene Ontology annotation, biological process: positive regulation of transcription by RNA polymerase II. The transcript has 11 exons. Gene Ontology annotation, molecular function: histone H3K4 methyltransferase activity; histone binding; transcription coactivator activity. The record is from RefSeq and is a predicted model, not a curated record. Gene Ontology annotation, cellular component: MLL3/4 complex. NCBI's taxonomy places the organism in Eukaryota, Metazoa, Porifera, Calcarea, Leucosolenida, Sycettidae. Bases 272 to 1900 code for a protein of 542 amino acids.